Rhodamnia argentea is the source of this 462-nucleotide messenger RNA. Its product is annotated as transcriptional regulator TAC1-like. The transcript has a single exon. Lineage: Eukaryota; Viridiplantae; Streptophyta; Magnoliopsida; Myrtales; Myrtaceae. The coding region runs from base 1 to 462 and encodes 153 amino acids. The record is from RefSeq and is a predicted model, not a curated record.
AUGGAUAUCAAUCAAGCGAAUCCAGAAAAGCCAGAGCAAGUAUUCAUCAGGGCAGAACAUGAUCAGGGUCCUGUGAAAUCCUUCACCUGUGCCUUCUGCAAGCGGGGGUUUUCAAAUGCCCAGGCACUUGGAGGUCACAUGAACAUUCACAGGAGAGACAGGGCCAAGCUGAGGGAGUCCAUGGAGGAAAGCACGCUAUCGCUUGCAGUUGUCCCGAGCAAGAACCCUGCCGCCGCUGAAAAUCACGAAGAUGAGAGAAGCAGUAACAAAACCCCCCUGAAAGGGCCACGUACCGUGUGUCCAGAAGAUAAGGCAUGUGCUCAAGGGAGAGACGACGGUGUUGAAGAAGAGAGGAUGCAAUUGAGUCCGAGUUCGGACCGGACAGAAUUGGACCUUGAACUUCGGCUAGGUCACGACCGCCCUCUUGAGAGCUCCUCAGCAAGUGCUAAAAAACUGUCUUGA